Molecule: messenger RNA, 2307 nt
Organism: Blumeria graminis f. sp. triticale
Lineage: Eukaryota; Fungi; Ascomycota; Leotiomycetes; Helotiales; Erysiphaceae
Source: the annotation of a GenBank genome assembly
AUGGAUCGCACGAAGUCUUCUCUAAAUUUAUGGAGGAAAGAUUCCUCUUCGGAAAUAAUUGACCAUGACAUCUCAAAAGGUUGUGAUAAUUUAAGUAAGGAACAAAAUCAUGCAUACACCUACACCAACAGUAGACAAGAACUUGCCGUGUCAGAUACAGUCGAGCGAGGAUCCGCCUCUACAGAAGGGCAUAAUCAGAAGCAUAAAUAUUGUGGGGUUUGCUGUCAGAGUUCUACAGUUCCAAUCCAAGUAGUCCAAGACUCAACGAAUGUCGAACCAGAUUACAGUAAAUUACAGUUACCUGAAAAAACUCAAAUUGGGUCAAAAAAUAGAGUAACAGGCAACUGGGAAAUAUCAAACUUAAAUAAUGACAAUAAUUUUACUGAUUGUAGUAAUAUGAGAGAUGCAGGUAUCCAAGGUAAUUCGAGCAAAUAUUUAGAGCUCAUCUCAAUCGCUAGAAGGUAUAUAGGAAGCUCAUCCAUUCUCGCCUCAAAAUACUCACCUGUUUUGGAAAUCACUUCACAAGAUGCACAUACGAUAGAGCAGAGUCAAAAAUUGGCGACUUCGUGGCCUACAUGGUGGGCCACUGGGGCAAGACAUUCACUAGUCAACAAGAAGGACUCAGAUAUCUGUGUCAGUCAAGUUAACUUAUCUUCUGAGAUAGAAAAUCUUCUAAGCUCAAAAUUUGAUGAGCCUCCAUGUUUUUCAUCUAUCAAAUCAAUUUCUUCCACUCCAUGGUUCUCAUGGUAUCCAGCACUAUUAUUGUCUAUAUUGAAACGUUACCUCGAAACGAAACCUCCCAAGGAGUUACCAGUUAUCAUUAAUUCAUCAAAUACACAAGUGCAGUGCCCAUCACCCCAUACUCGGGCAUCUCAGUCAAAUGGAAUCGAACAAGGAAUUUUAAUGCCAGGUAAGCCUAUAUCUUCGGAUGAUGCUAUAUUAGCAGGGUCGUUUGAAACUCCUAUAAAUGCAAAGAUAACGCGUUCGGAAAACAACUUGAUGAAACAUAUAAGCAAGUUAUCCAAGCAAGCAUUAUUUACUACUCGUGAUGACAUGAUAGAAAGCCCCAGGAGUGAAUUAAUUCAAGAGAGUUACUCAUCCGCCCAAACACAGCCUUUGAUCAAUAUUAACCCCCCUAACAUAUUGCUUCCUUCAUUGAGGAGUACGUACGGAAUAUAUGAGCCUCCAACAGUUAUUGAGAAGGUUUACCAAGUGCUACAUCUUAAGCCGCUUAAACCUGAUCGACGUGUAUUUCUGACUGAGGAUUAUCCUAUAUUGAAAAAAGCCGUUGCUAUUGGUAUCCAUGGAUUCUUUCCUGCUCCUCUACUACGUAUAGUAAUCGGGCAGCCUACUGGUACCUCUGUCCGAUUUGCUAAUCAUGCUUCCGAGGCAAUCCGAAGAUGGAUAAGUAAACAUAACGUCACUGAUUGUGAAAUUGAAAAAAUAGCACUCGAAGGUGAAGGAAAGAUUGCUGAUAGGGUUGAGAACCUGUGGAAAAUUUUACUACAAAGGAUUGAUCAACUGCGGAAAGCCGACUUAAUAUUCGUUGCUUGCCAUUCACAGGGUGUUCCUGUGGCCAUCAUGCUAGUCGCUAAAUUGAUCGAGUUUGGUGUGAUUGAUUUAGGCAGGAUAUCUGGAGUCUCACUUGGACCCUUCUCCGACCUGAAGUCUAGGCUAUUUACCGGUUCAGCUGGUGAGCUUUUUGAAUUCUCAGAUCCCGAUAGUCUAGUCUCGAAAAAUUAUGUCAGAUCUCUUCAUGUACUGGUAAAGUAUGGUGUGAGAGUCACAUUUUGUGGUUCCCUUGAUGAUCAGGUUGUUCCUAUCGAAUCCUCUGUUUUCUCAAAAGCCGAUCAUCCUUAUAUAAAUAGAGUGCUAUUUAUAGAUGCACGCCUACACACUCUCAUUCAUCUAAUCAGUUUUGCUCUGAAGCUUCGUAACCUUGGGGUAUCUGAUCACGGUCUGUUACGAGAACUAUCCACGCCCCUUGCUGGCAGCUUAUAUACCGGGGAGGGCCAUUCUCGAUUAUAUGACGAGGACAAGGUCUAUGACCAUGCAUUGGAGUUUUCACUUCAGACAACAUCUGUAGGAGAUUUCCCACUUGAAAUAAGGAAGUACGAGAUCUCUAGAACAGGUAACCCAUACAUACUGCCUUGGAUUAUGCGUGGUCUUUUAGAGGAGGAAAUUGUAAAAACUAAAUUUCACGAUGAAGUGAUAGAUCUCCUGAAAAUGUUUGACGACUGGAAACCUACCAGGAAAGCAUUAAAAGAUGUGAAAUUUAGGCUAGAAGCUAUCAAGUCAAAGCUUUGA